Messenger RNA from Neurospora tetraspora, 1673 nucleotides. Its product is annotated as NUDIX hydrolase domain-like protein. NCBI's taxonomy places the organism in Eukaryota, Fungi, Ascomycota, Sordariomycetes, Sordariales, Sordariaceae. Bases 1 to 1278 code for a protein of 425 amino acids. Gene Ontology annotation, cellular component: cytosol; peroxisome. The record is from RefSeq and is a predicted model, not a curated record. The transcript has 2 exons. Gene Ontology annotation, molecular function: NADH pyrophosphatase activity; metal ion binding. Gene Ontology annotation, biological process: NAD+ catabolic process; NADP+ catabolic process.
AUGCCCUCACCAGCCCUCCCAAUCCUCCCCUACCUCUCCUCCUCCGGGGGCACCACCUCAGCUCUCGCCCGCAAAUUCGGUCCCGAAACAGCCAACUACUUCUCCGGCUCCCCUCUCAACCGGCUCUCCUGGUUGCGAUCCGACCACCUUUUUCUGAGGGCCGCAUUUUCCCAUCACAGUGCCAAGUUUGUGUUGCUGAACAGCCUCGGGCCCAUGGUGGAGAGCAAGGAGGAUGGGUCGCGGUUGGGGUUUGCGGGACCGGAAGAUGUGAGGGGGUUGUUGGGUGGGGCGGAGGAGGUGUUUAAGAGUGAGGAGGAGGUUGUGGGUGGGUUUGAUAGUGAGAGGGCUGCAGGGGAGAGGGUGGUGGUGUUUUUGGGCGUGGAUCUUUUGGAUGCUGCCCCUGGUGAAGAGAAGGAUGUGUUUGAGUGGAAGCAGUUUAGGGGACAGCCGUAUUUUGCUGUUGAUGUUACGCCGCGUGAAGGGGAUGCCGGGCCGGAGGGAAAGAAGGCAAAGGCGGAGGAGUUGAUUAGGAAGAUGGAGGAGGAGAAGGGACAUGCGUUUUUGAGCGCUAGUCCUAGGGGGAUGGCGUUGGAGGCUGGGCAUGCUGCCAUGUACGCCCAAGCCCGCUCCCUAAUCGACUGGAACGCCCGCAACCCUUUCUGCGCCCAAUGCGGCCAGCGCACCGUCUCCGUGCACUCCGGCACCAAGCGCGUGUGUCCCCCGACGGACAAGAGCAAGGACCGCGCUCCCUGCGCCACUCGGGGCACCCUCUCGAACCUGUCCUUCCCGCGAACCGACCCGACCGUGAUCAUGGCCAUCGUCAGCGCCGACGGCACCAAGGUCCUGCUCGGCCGCAACCGGCGCUGGCCUCAGUACUGGUACAGCACCCUCGCCGGGUUCCAGGAGCAGGGAGAGUCGAUCGAGGAGGCGGUCCGCCGUGAGGUCUGGGAGGAGAGCGGUGUUACCGUUGGACGAGUGGUGCUGCACAGCUCGCAGCCGUGGCCGUUCCCGGCUAGUUUGAUGAUUGGAGCCAUUGGCCAGGCAUUGCCCGGUGAUGGAGAGAAGAUCUUCUUGGGUCACGAUGCGGAGCUGGAGGAUGCGAAGUGGUUCCCGCUGGAGGAGGCCAAGGAGGCGCUGCUUACGGGGGCGAGUGCUCUGGGAGACCCGGCGCCGGAGGGAUACGUGGAGGGCGCGUUGAGAUUGCCGCCGCAGACGGCUAUUGCGAAUCGGUUGAUCAAUGCGGUGGUGGAGGGGUGGUGGACUAUGCCGAAGAUUUGAAGUGGUGAGAUGGGUUUUGUUGGGUGUCGAGAGCGAGUUCUCUUAGAUGGGUUUUGCAUACAUAGAAUAGACUUUAUGAAUUCCUUGGGAACAGUUAAGAGUCGCCUGCACCAGUUCUCGUUGGCUAGGUGGCUGUGUAUAAUGGCACUGGCAUAUCUUAAACGCAUUGCACUUUCUCAUCAUGUCGGUUCUCACAGUCUACGUUGGGUGAGAACGAGACAGAUGGACGACCUUCAACUCGAAUCGACAUUGUAACGUUGGCGGUUCGCGUCUUUCCCAAACCGACAUGCAGUCCUUCUCACGGAGCAACAACAUCUGAACAGACACACAACUGGUGAUAACCGCAAAAGCGCGAGUGCUUAAUUCUCUCUCGAGUUUCGAAACGCAUUUUGCAC